AUGCCUGCAAGGAGAGAGGGGAUACAGCAGGCACACCAGGGUUUCCACGCUGUGGCUGGCAUUCCCCAGGUGCUUGGACUGGUGGAUGGGACCCUAAUCCCUGUGUCCAACCCAUCCGUGGACGACCAGAUGUUUAUCUGUCGUAAGGGGUAUUCUGCCAUCAACACCCAAGUGGUGGUGGACCAUAAUGGGCUCAUCGUGGACGUCGUGGCGAAGUGGCCAGGCAGUACGCAUGACAGCUACAUCUGGGCCAACUCAGCUGUGGGGCAGGAUGCUGCCAGGGGAGUGUUCGGCAGGGGUUUUUUCCUCGGAGACAGUGGCUACCCCCUCCGAACCUACCUGAUGACACCAGUGGCGAAUCCUGUAACACAAGGUGAGCAGGAUUUCAACGAUGCCCACAUCCGCUCCAGGGGCCUUGUAGAACGCACAAUUGGCCGUUGGAAACACCGAUUCCGCUGCAUUCAUCGGUUGGCGGGAGGGCUGAAGUUCAGCCCUGCAAAAUGUUGUGCUGUCAUUGUUGUAACAGCAAUGCUGCACAACAUUACUGUGCGCGCACGAGCGCACAUGCCUCCGGAGGAUAAUGAGGAUGAAGAGGAUGAUGACGCCGAAGGUGACAACCCUCCUCCCCCUGAAAAUCGUGCAGCACAAUAUAACGCCGGUUUUCAGGCCAGGCAAAAUAUCAUCAACAUUUUUGGCUGA
Anguilla anguilla (European eel) is the source of this 699-nucleotide messenger RNA. RefSeq names its product putative nuclease HARBI1. The transcript has a single exon. Lineage: Eukaryota; Metazoa; Chordata; Actinopteri; Anguilliformes; Anguillidae. Bases 1 to 699 code for a protein of 232 amino acids. The record is from RefSeq and is a predicted model, not a curated record.